This is a messenger RNA of Dictyostelium discoideum AX4, 777 nucleotides long. RefSeq lists its product as hypothetical. NCBI's taxonomy places the organism in Eukaryota, Evosea, Eumycetozoa, Dictyosteliales, Dictyosteliaceae. The transcript has a single exon. The record is from RefSeq and is a predicted model, not a curated record. Bases 1 to 777 code for a protein of 258 amino acids.
AUGACAGCUGUUGACAAUACUAAUACUGGUUCAAUUCAAUUUAAUUCAAAUUUUGUUUGUCCAAAGAAUAGAAAAGAAAUUGGUGAACUUAUUGAUCAAUUUAAAAACUCAUCUGAUGGUGUUCCAAAAACCAGAGAAGAAAUUAAGGAAUAUAUUUCAUUAAUUAAGAAACAAUAUCGUGGAGAUAAAAGAAAAUUAAGACUUGAAAAUAAAAGUCAAUCUGGUAGUUCCAAAACCACUGAACAAAGUGCUACAAAUAUAAAUCCAAUCCAAGUUCCUUCAGUUACUACAACCACCUCAACAAAUGAUAGUGAUGAACAAAGUGUUACAACUACAAAUACUACAAAUUCAAAUCAAACCCAAAACCAAGUUCCUUCAGUUACCUCCACUACUACAACCACUUCAACAAAUGACAGUGACGAGCAAUGUGUCACAACUACAAAUACCACAAACUCAAGUCAAACUCAAAUCCAAGCUCCUUCAGUUGCCUCCACCACUACUACAACUACUUCAACAAAUAAUGGUGAUGAUGUUAAAAAAUCAAUUAAAGAAUUAAGAGAAUUAAUUAGAAAAUUAAAAAAGUCAUCUGAAACCCCAAAAUCAAAAAAAGAAAUUCGUUCAAUUCAAAAUCAAGAAAAAUCACAAACAUUAAAUUAUAAUGAGUUUAAAAACACCAAAAGUGAAAAUGUUCAAGUUGGACAAAAUACUAAAAAACCAUACUGUCAUCAUUAUCGUAGAAAUCGUUUAAAUGAUUGUAAUACAAAUUUAAUUUCUUAA